UGUCCGAUUAUUUCUCGUAAAUUUCACCAGUUAGCGAGCGAAAAGCCGAAGUAAUCUUGUUACUCUGUUACUCAGCAAAAGCGUUAUUACACAGAGUUUACUCCCGUUAGACCAAAUUCUGUAAAUUUCUGUAUUUUUUUCAGCGUGAAACCUUCCUAUUUAAUAAUUAGUUUAGUGAAUGUGAACCAUUCAUGGGAAAUAUUGUCUUUCUUCUGAAAAGUUUUUCCUGUAUGUAAAGCUGGUCAGAAAAGCCGUUAAACCCCACUAAAGUCCUCACAAAACCAUAGCUUUUUAGGCAAGAAUUUUGGGUCCGUUUGAGGAAACCAUUCGGCUUGUUUUUCGUUAGUCUCAUUCUGAACAAGCAUUUUGUAGAAAAUGACUGGUCUUCCUAAUAGAGCGAAAAGAGGGCUCUAAUUUUUCCCGCAAACAGAGCAAAUCUGUGCGUAAAAGACUAGCAAAUUAAAAAAAUUUUCGAUGACAUUUUUUGGAAAUUCGGACCAAGAAAUGCUUGAUUUUGCCUCUGACGAUCAGAGGUAUAAAGUUUGCACAUUCUUUAAAGAAUUAAUGUGCUUCUUAAUUGAGUGAAACGAAGGAUCUACUUUCUCAUGAAUAUGGAGCUGAUUUUUGCGUAAAAAACUAGCAAAUCAAAGCUUUUUGAGACGAGAGUUUUUGCGAAAUUUAAGGAAGAAAAUCUGUGUUUAAAACUGGCAAAUUUCAUUUGCUUCAAAUGCUUUUAAAUUCCGCGAGUUAGCAAGCAUAAAGUCCAAGUGAUCUUGUUACUCUGUUACUCAUCAGAAGCAUUUUAUAACACAGCGGAAGAAUUGGUUGAAAAACGCGCGUUAGCUUAAUGAUGGAACAUCGAACUCUGAGACUGUCCAGAUUGUUCUCAAUGUGAAACAUUCCUGUUUAUUAAUUUACUUGGUUUAGUGUUUAUUAGUGAAUCUGAAAAGUGAUGUAUGGCAAAUAUUGUCUGCCAGUUUGCCAGAAAAAACUUCACACACUAGUAACACCUCGUUAGCGUCAUAUGGUGGGAAGCUUUCGCGUGGAAACACUUUUAACACUUUUUUAAAGAAAACAUGUUGGAUUUUGUUUUUGCUUCUUUCUACUGAAAUAGAAUUAAGAGACAUUAAGGCGCGUGUUUAAAAACAAUAUUGAUCGUGACUUUCUUGCAAAGCUUUCGAUUAUUAAAAUUCGACCAGCUAUAGAUUUUUUUUAACUUUUAAAGUUUGCGCCAGAAAUCGUUAAUUUUAUAAAUGUUUACCUGAUGUAGAGCACUUUUGAUUUUCCAGACAGAAUUUUACAUUGUUUUAAGUUUCGUGCUCUGGCGAGCCAUAAAAACGGCAAGUUUUGAUUUAAUCGCCUGAACGUAACACUAUAUAGUACCGUAAAGAAUAAUGGGUUUUACGUAUGCGAGCAAGCGUUUUGUUAAAAAUAACGCUCAGUUAAAAUUAUUCAUUUUUGUAAAAUAUGCAAAGGAAUUUGCGGGAAAAUAAACUGUGUAAGUAUAUCAAUCCGGGGAGCGUAACUAUUUAUAAAAAAUAAUGCAUUGGGAAACUUAUUGAAAGCUGGGCGUUAUUUUUCGCAUUUAUUAGCUGAGGUUGAACCUUAAAAGCAAUUUUCUUUUUACUUUAUCGUCUAAAUAGUUUACCUUGAAUUAAGUAUGGAGGAAUUUGGGGCACUGAUAAUAGCACAUUGCCUGCAGUAUCUAGGCAUUGUCCACUUUCUGUAUGAAAAACGAAAUUGAAAUUUUUAAAUGUGCCAGUUAAUUUUAAAAUUAGCUAUUUUGGUGAAUUAUUUCAUAUGCCCAGCCACAUCUGCUUCCAAAGAUCAGAAAUGUGGACGGGCUCUUGGCUCAGAUUUUUCCACGGCAAGUGAACGAAUCGUUGCAGGAUACGAUGUAGGAUAUUACCGAUAUCCCUGGUACGCAGCUUUGAUCCAGGAAAAGCAAGUGAGUUGUGGCGGAGCCCUGAUUGGCCCCAAACUUGUCAUCACUGCCGCUCAUUGUUACAAGGAAUAUCUGGAAUUGGCCAAUAAAUCUGCUGUGAAGCUGGAAAAUGUAUAUACGGUGCGUUUGGGCUUGUACAACAUCUGCACCACUGAAAAAACGGUAACGGAAUAUCGAGUGGACAAGGUCCAAGUGCAUGAGUUGUAUUUGACCAAGAAGCCUUACUUUGAUAUUUGCCUCCUCACUCUAGCCAAUAGUACUGAAGCUUAUGAGCCUCUCUGCCUACCUAGUGGAGGAAUAACUCAGCGACCUAAAGAAGGCACAGUGCCUGGAAUGGGCACUUUGAAAUAUCAAGGCCCCAUGCCCUGCACUCUUCAUGAAGCUCGUUUGCUCAUCCAUUCAGACGCCACCUGCUUCAAAAUGAUCAACGAUACUGGCAAUGAUGGAAAUGAUAUUAAGAAUGCUUUCUGUGCCGGGUAUUUAACUGGAGGAAUCGAUUCGUGCCAGGGGGAUAGUGGCGGGCCUUUGCAGAUUAGGGAUCGAAAUGGACGAUUUGUGCUGUUUGGCAUCGUUUCCUUUGGGUUCCAUUGCGGCCUGCCUAAGUACCUUGGAGUGUACACAGACGCUUCCCAAUAUAUCGACUGGAUAAAGGAGAACAGCCAAACAGAUUUGGAUUUGAUCAGCUCAAUGAACAACGAAAGUUCUACAGAAAUUUCCAGUGAAUCCCAUGGUCACCACAAAAAUCAUCAUCAGUAUUACCAUCAAGCUCCACUGCGAAUCAUCGUCCUGAGAAAUCGCAAAUUGAUGAAAAACCGCCACAGGCAAAUUCGAAAAAAUCAACAAAAAGUGAAGGAAUGGGAAUAAAAUUGAAUCAAUUUUUUCAAAACCUGCUAUUUUAAUAAGUAUAUGAAUUACAUUUACAUAAGUAUAUGAGUUGUUAAAAUGGUAAACGCAAAACAAUAAAAAGAAGCACUUCAAUCACA
Messenger RNA from Dendroctonus ponderosae (mountain pine beetle), 2928 nucleotides. RefSeq names its product proclotting enzyme. Gene Ontology annotation, molecular function: serine-type endopeptidase activity. Gene Ontology annotation, biological process: proteolysis. Lineage: Eukaryota; Metazoa; Arthropoda; Insecta; Coleoptera; Curculionidae. The record is from RefSeq and is a predicted model, not a curated record. Bases 1754 to 2809 code for a protein of 351 amino acids. The transcript is spliced from 7 exons.